AUGGAGUGGGCUGGGAUCCCGCUGCCAGUCACAGCUUGUGCCCGCCUCCUGCUCGGGCCCGCCCCGUCGCCGCCCUCUCACGGGGUGCCGCCGAACAUGCCGCUGGAUCACCGCCGCCUGCGCGGCCCGGAGGAGUCGCAGCCGCCGGCGCUGUGGGCAGCGACCGCGGCCGAGGAUGAGGAGGACGAGGAGAGCGCGGGGGCGGCGCCGCGGGACCCCUGUGCCCUGCGGCCGCUGUUUGCGCGGGCCGGGCUGCUGAGCCAGGCGCAGGGCUCGGCCUACGUGGAGCUGGGCAGCGGCACCAAGGUGCUCUGCGCCGCCUGGGGCCCGCGGGAGGCGGCCGAGCCCGGCCCGGGCCGGCUGAUCUGCGAGUUCCGCCGGGCGCCUUUCGCGGGGCGAGGGGCGCGGGGCCGGCCGGGCGCAGCGGCCGAGCGGGAGGCGGAGCGAGAGGCGGCGGCGGCGCUGCGGGAGGCGCUGGAGCCGGCGGUGCGGCUGGGCCGCUACCCGCGGGCCCGCCUGGCCGUCAGCGCGCUGCUGCUGCAGGACGGCGGCUCGGCGCUGGCCGCCGCCGUCAGUGCCGCCGCCCUGGCGCUGGCGGACGCGGGGGUGGAGAUGUACGACCUGGCCGUGGGCUGCGCGCUGUGCCGGGCGCCCGCGCCCGCCGCCUCAUGGAUGCUGCAGCCCGCCGAGCCCGAGGAGCGCCGCGCCGCCGCUCGCCUCACGCUGGCCCUGCUGCCCGCCCUCAACCAGGUGUCGGCCGUGCUGGGCGGCGGCCGGGGCGGCCCGCCCGAGGACUGGGCGCAAGCCCUGCGGCUCGGCCUCGAUGGCUGCCACCGGCAGUACCCGGUGCUGCGGCAGAGCCUGCUGCGGGCCACCCAGCGCCGCGAUGCCGCCGCCGCUGCCACCGCCGCUGCCGCCGCCACCAGUGCCUGAGUGCCCGUGAGACCUGCGUACCCCAGUGUGAGGAUGGGGCAUCUCCCAGAGCCCGCCCAAGCUGCUUUCAAUGCUGCCGGAGACCCCUGGAGCCUGCCUGAUCCACGCCUCACUGUUGAGGAUUAAAAUAAGUUUACUUUUAGAUUCUUAAAAGUUUAUUAAGUUUAACUGUAACUGCUGGUGAUCCCCCAGACUCAGCCUGAUCCAUGCCUGAUGCUACUGGAGACUGGAUGAGUCAACCUUUGCACAGCUGGACUCCCCUCAUGUUGCCUACACAGCUGGAGGCCCAAGAACUGUGCCCAAGGACACGGGAAUCUGCACUCCCCACACACUGCCCAAGCACCCCAGAGUGCACCCAAGGAGCCCUCGUGUUGCAGGAGACCAUUCUCAGCUGACACCACAGGACCCAAACUGCCUUGCACACUGCUGAAGCACCCCAAGAACAACCUCCAUAUUACCUCAGCAGCCAGAGCCUGCCCAAGACCUCCCUCCAAGCAAUUGCUGGCACUCUGGGACCCUGCAUCUCCACCCGGGGUGGUCACAGCACCAGGCUGAAACCCUCACUCCAAGCUCCCCACCAUAUCCAUCUGUGCAGGCAGCACCAGGCAGGAGCCACAUCAUGGCAUGGACUGUGCAUCCCUUGGACUUCUUGCCCAGGCAGUGCUUCAGGGUGGCAGAGUUGUGUUUUGUUAGUUAUUUCUUAAUAAUAAAUCAUAUUUUUUUCUGGUGA
Molecule: messenger RNA, 1663 nt
Organism: Haemorhous mexicanus (house finch)
Lineage: Eukaryota; Metazoa; Chordata; Aves; Passeriformes; Fringillidae
Gene: EXOSC6
Product: exosome component 6
Exons: 1
Coding region: 1-933 (310 amino acids)
Biological process (GO): nuclear mRNA surveillance; rRNA catabolic process; poly(A)-dependent snoRNA 3'-end processing
Cellular component (GO): nuclear exosome (RNase complex); cytoplasmic exosome (RNase complex); nucleolus
Source: RefSeq, a predicted model, not a curated record